AUGUCUGACGACGAGGCGAUUUUCGAUGAUAUCUAUGCUGACGACGACAAUGGUGACGAUGCUGUUGAGACGAAGCCCGAAGAAACCUCGGCUUCUGCCGAACCGCUGACGGCAACCCCCGCUGCUACUACUGAGACCAACCCGACGGAUUCAACCCCGGCGGCGCCUCUGAACGAACCGCUGGCCACUCCUCCCGUGACUGGUAACUCCACUCCGCCGAUAGUCGACACGGCGGCGCCCUCAGCGUCGCCUGUUCCCCCGGCGUUUGGUGCUGGUGCCGUUGGGCAACCGCAACAGCAACAGUACGGUGACCAACUGCAACAACAAUAUCAACAACCCCAACAACCGCAACAACCACAACAACCCCAGCAGCCUAAUUUUGGCGGCAACUUCAACCAGCUGCAGCAGUUCCUGCCGGCGCCUCAGUUCCACCAGCCGAGUAAUAUUGGCCGUGAUACUGGUAAAAUGUUUAUUGGGGGGCUUAACUGGGAUACUACGGAGGAAGGGCUCAAAGCCUACUUCAGUAAGUUCGGUGAGGUGGUCGACCACACGAUUAUGCGGGACAAUAACACCGGCAAGUCGCGGGGUUUUGGUUUCUUGACGUUUGCCGACCCCAAGCUGGUGGAAGACGUGAUCAAGCAGGACCACAUUUUGGACGGCAAGCUUAUUGACCCCAAGCGGGCGAUUGCCAAAGACGAGCAGGACCGGAUUGGUAAGAUUUUCGUCGGGGGGAUCGACCCCAUGGUCAACGAGGAGGAGUUCCACCAGUUCUUCUCUCAGUUUGGCCUGAUCAUCGACGCCCAAUUGAUGGUAGACAAAGAUACUGGCCGGCUGAGAGGGUUUGGGUUUAUCACCUACGACUCUCCCGACGCCGUCGAUCGAGUUACGGUAAAUAAGUAUUUGACGCUUAAAGGGAAGCUGAUGGAAGUGAAGCGCGCCGAACCUCGGGGCGGCCACGGCCACACUCCCUACCACCAGCAGCAGCAACAGCAGCAGCAACAGUACAACCAAGGGUUCGCCAUCAACGGGAUGCAAUUCCCCGGCAUGGGGGCGUACCCCCAAGGUGUCAGUCCCGAAAUGAUGCAGGAGUACUGGCAACGUAUGCAGCAAUGGUAUAUGUACCAACAACAACAAGCGGCGGCUGGCGGCGACGGGCAAACCGGCGACGCGCAAGAACAGCCGCUUAACCCUCAACAACAAGAAGAGGGGCACCAAGGUCAAGCACCUAGUGCCUCCGCGUACUCUGAUCAGCAAGGUAACAAUGAUUCAAGUGAUUCUGGCCGCAAUAACAACGCCCAGCAGUCUCGUGGCGGUUUCGGCAACGACCGCUACGGCGGUGCCCGUGGUGCUCGUCGUGACCCUCCUCGUGACUACCAGCUGGGCUCGCGUGACCGGGACCGUGACCGGGGUGGUCCUCCUAAGGGGCCUCGUUCCGGGAGACCUCUGGGCCCCCGUGGUGGCCGCAGCCGCAGCCGUCGGUCUGGCGGUGGUGGCGGUGGCGGUGACCGUGACCGCGACCGUCGUGGGUACCACCCUUACCGAAAGUAG
Messenger RNA from Diutina rugosa, 1548 nucleotides. RefSeq lists its product as uncharacterized. The transcript has 2 exons. The record is from RefSeq and is a predicted model, not a curated record. Lineage: Eukaryota; Fungi; Ascomycota; Pichiomycetes; Serinales; Debaryomycetaceae. Bases 1 to 1548 code for a protein of 515 amino acids. Gene Ontology annotation, molecular function: RNA binding.